UGCGGUUCAGGCAGCCACACCCUAAUCUGACCAGGAAAAGAGGGAAGAAUUGGAGAAAAAAGCCACUUCAUGGCCGCAGCAGAUCGAAAACGACGUGUUCUAUAAUCCUGGCGGCCAGGCAGACGGUUGGCAGCGAUUCCGAUGGCUGAUAACCUGUCCCAGGCUGAGGCCGCUCCGGGGAGAGAUCUCGGCGUCCUCGGCUCCAGGAGAAUUUUCCCAGUGAGUGAGACUUCCAGGAAGGGGUGCUGCCUGGAAUAGGCCUGAAAGGUUCACCUCAGAAAGCUUUUCGGCCACUUUUCCCAAGUCACUCCAGUCCCCAUGGAGACAGAAGUCAAGGAGGAAGUGAUGAGCAAAGAGCUGUGUUUUGAGCUCGUGCUCAGUGAGCUCCACGGAUUCCAGGCCCAAGGUGAUCUGAUGGCCUGGGCCAGGGACCUGACAUUUGCACAGUUGAAGAACCUCACCUUGAAAGUCCUGAAUGGUUUACGGAGCUCCAACUUGACCAGAGUUCGUCACGCUGUGUGGAUACUCUCUGCCCUGGUGCAGGUGCCCAAAGCCUUAGAUGAUCAGGUGGCCGACUUUGGAAGGAGUGUGUAUAAACACCUCAUCUCCUCCUGCCCCUUGGCUGGGAAGACCCUCCUCCUAGAAGCUCUGACCCUGCUGGCCUCUCACCAUACUCAGGCAACAGUGCAGGUCUUCCUUGAGCACUCAAUACCCCUGAACUGGCAAGUCCUUGACAUAUGGAAAUUUGUGGGGGCGAAUCCUUCCAUUGCCUCCUGCAUGCUGCGGGAGUUGCUCUGUAGGGUGUUGGAACGACCUGAACCUGAGGAGAGCAAAUGCACUGAGCGGGACAGACACACCUUGGGCUCCAUUGCGGCUGUGAGCACGCUGUAUGAACUUCUCUUCGUACAAGAGUACACUAGGGCUGUGGACCAACUCUUCCCCCAGCUCUUCCUGGCCUUCAUCAUCCAGAUACAAUAUGUGCUGGAGUUGGGCCUGGCAGGGGAGCAGGUGCUCUUGGUUGUGGAGCCCACCGUGCCCUCCACCCUCAGCCCCUGGAGGACGGCCCUGGAGGCCCUGAAGGGGCUUCUUUCCACCAGGGGAUGUUGGCGAAGCUUCACAUCCAUGGAGUUGCAGGAGGGCUGGCAACACUUCUCAUCCCUGAACACCUUCCCGGAGGCUGUGACCCUUCUGGCUAGGACCCUGGUCCAGAGCAGAUGCCCGAUGGUAGCUGAACUCCUGCAAACAGUGGCCAGCUCUUUGCUGGGGAAGGGCCCGCAGGGUCGAAGGGUGGCCGUGGGGCUGUUGGCCGAGUUGAUCUGGACCCCUGCCCUGAAGAGUGUCCUGGAUCACAAGGUCGUGCAGCUCAUCCUCCGGGAUGGACUGGAGGACCCCGACCCAGUCGUUCAGGUCAUCAGCCUGCAGGCCCUCACCAGCCUGCCCCUCAACCCCAAAAAGGGACCAAUGAUCCUGGCUCAGCUCCCCUUCAUCCUGGAGGGCUUCUACCGGGAGGACCAGGAGGGCAUCCUAGCAGCCAUGGACACAGCGACCCUCACCGCCCGCAGCCUGGGUUCUCGGGGACUUGGCCACCUCAGUGAGGAGAUCGUCCUCAUGCUGGGCCCGUUCUUUGAUGAUGAGAGACCCCAAGUGAGGGCUGCAGCACUGGAGCUGCUGGCAGCUGUGGCCGGCGGCUGGGUGACUGAGGAGGAAGCCUGCCUGCAGCAGGAACUGAUCCGCUGCCUCCUCCCAGUCCUGCUCCACAUAAAGGAUGAGCACCCUACAGUGCGCAAAAAAGCCAGAUAUACAUUCUUCUGGCUGGCCCAGAGCAUUGGCUGGAGAUAUACCCACAUAAUCGGAUGGAAGCUGAGGGGGGAAGAGAGGGAGUGCGUGGCCUAUGGUACCAUCUGGCAGGCCUUGAUGGAGAGCUUUGAGGACAGCCAUCACAUUUUCUUGUCCCAAGCUCUGGCGUAUACCAACUGCCUCCAGCCAGAUGUGAAAUUUGCAGCUGUGCUCUUCCUUGUAUACACCAUCACCAUCAAUCUGGAAAACCUGCUGCUCUCUGAUGAAGACUUGGAAUUCAUUUCCCAGAAAAUUCAAUCUCUACAAAAUGACCCCUCGACCAAGAUCCGCAGAUUCCUGAGAUCCCACGAGAUGAGCCUGGCAGAAAAUGACGGCCUGUUCUUCUAAGGCUUCCAGCCCAUGGGAGAACAAGAAGUCAAAGAGGAUGAGGUGGUGUCAGAAUGGUCCUGGGACAGC
This is a messenger RNA of Tachyglossus aculeatus (Australian echidna), 2253 nucleotides long. RefSeq names its product maestro heat-like repeat family member 5. The transcript has 16 exons. Gene Ontology annotation, cellular component: cytoplasm. The record is from RefSeq and is a predicted model, not a curated record. NCBI's taxonomy places the organism in Eukaryota, Metazoa, Chordata, Mammalia, Monotremata, Tachyglossidae.